Messenger RNA from Zootermopsis nevadensis, 4197 nucleotides. The record is from RefSeq and is a predicted model, not a curated record. Lineage: Eukaryota; Metazoa; Arthropoda; Insecta; Blattodea; Termopsidae.
CAGAGUCCGGUGACGGAGGUAUGAGCUCGCUUUCGCGACUUGCGCGUUGGAUCGCCCGACGGCGUGAUGUAGGCAAGGAAGGCAGCUGGAUCUGGGCCGAAAGGGGUCAGAUGAAACAGCAAGGUCGGUCGGUCCACUAGGUCACAGUAUCUUCGUCAUGGCGUGGGGUUAUUGGAGUGCUACGUCAGUUCUUCCGGAUAGGGGUCGGUCUCCGCGUCGCCAGGCUACGGCGUCCGUGCCCGUGUCCACGACCCCUGCAGGUCCCGGCCUCAACAGUGUUGGCGGUGAGAACGGGGCAGGUGUCGCUGUUACCACCCUUCCUCUCCCAGGGUCUGCUCGCGCCGAGGUACUUUCGCGACGGUCGUCUCUGAAUGUCGGCAUCUCUGAGCCAGGAGGUGCGCUGGCUGUGGUGCUCUGCGGCGGGAGUGGACACACGUCCAGAGCCAACUACGUCGAGAGAGGCAACAGUAAUCCGGGGAAUAAAUUCGAGUUUCGCCAUCAGGAACAUUGCCAGUUGCAUCAACCUGCGUUGGUCGAGUGUCAUCACGAAUUGUCGGGGUUGGAAGACGAGGACACCGACCCUGGAUAUGCCACAGGAAGCAUCUACAGGCGUGGUGCAAGAAGGUGGCGGAAACUGUACCGUGUGAAUGGACACAUCUUCCAAGCCAAGCGGUUCAACCGACGAGCAUUUUGUGCCUUUUGCCAGGACCGCAUCUGGGGUUUGGGUCGCCAAGGCUUCAAAUGUAUACAGUGUAAAUUAUUGGUACAUAAAAAAUGUCAUAAAUUGGUGCAGAAACCCUGCAGUAAUGAACAAGUGGAGCCUAUAUUCAAGGAAGAGACAAACGGGGAGACGCCAACAAUCAGUACGCCAACAUCUGAACUGUUACCAGAUCUGAAGGAAUUUCCUGAACCCCGAUUGGACCUCACUUCGGACUCUGUCCCCGUCGAGGAUCCGACGAAAACUGAGGAAUCUUUGGAACCAGGGUCGCAGCGACAGUAUUCCCUGGUCGACUUUGAACUGAUCCGCGUUAUUGGCAGGGGCAGCUACGCCAAAGUCUUGAUGGUGGAGCUCAAGAAAACACACCGUAUAUAUGCUAUGAAAGUCAUCAAGAAAGCUCUCGUGACUGAUGAUGAGGAUAUCGACUGGGUCCAGACAGAAAAGCAUGUGUUUGAGACAGCCUCAAACCACCCCUUCCUGGUGGGACUGCAUUCGUGCUUCCAGACGCCAAGCCGACUCUUCUUCGUCAUCGAAUUUGUUCGAGGAGGAGAUCUCAUGUUCCACAUGCAGCGGCAGCGCAGACUUCCAGAAGAGCAUGCGCGCUUCUACGCGGCUGAGAUCAGCCUCGCUCUGAACUUUCUACAUGAUAAAGGUAUCAUAUAUCGUGAUCUGAAACUGGAUAACGUUCUUCUCGACCAUGAGGGUCAUAUCAAGUUGACUGAUUAUGGAAUGUGUAAGGAAGGUAUCAGGCCCGGGGACACCACUUCCACAUUCUGCGGAACGCCCAACUACAUAGCGCCGGAAAUCCUCAGAGGAGAAGACUAUGGGUUCAGUGUUGACUGGUGGGCUCUGGGGGUGCUACUGUAUGAAAUGUUGGCUGGGAGAAGCCCCUUUGACAUUGCUGGUGCCUCAGAAAACCCUGACCAGAAUACGGAAGACUAUUUGUUUCAAGUGAUCCUAGAGAAAACCAUCCGUUUUCCUCGGUCAUUGUCUGUGAAGGCUGCUUCUGUGCUCAAGGGUUUCCUGAACAAGAACCCCGCUGAUAGAUUAGGCUGCCAUCGAGAAACUGGAUUUAUGGACAUAGUCAAUCACCCGUUCUUCAAAAGCAUUGACUGGGAAAUGCUAGAGCAGAAGCAAGUGACUCCCCCGUACAAGCCUCGUCUUGAGUCGGAUCGAGACCUCGCCAAUUUCCCGCCAGAGUUCACUGAUGAGCCAAUUCACCUCACGCCUGAUGACACGCGGGUGAUUGAGAAGAUAGACCAGACCGAGUUUGAAGGCUUCGAAUACGUGAAUCCACUGCUCAUGUCUCUUGAAGACUGUGUGUGACGUCACGACUUGGCCCGCCAUCUCGAUGACGCUCUUGUGAUGUCAGAUCAUGAGAUGAGGGCCGAUGGCGCUGGCAGCGGACGAGGCAUCCUACAUCAGAUGUUCUGCCUUCCGUUACACUAGAACAUAGCACAUGUUAUAUAUAUAUAAAUAUAAAAUAUACAAUCAUAAAACAUAUAAUUAGACUUAGUUUAAGAGCAGGAGACGAAUGAUGUGAGAGAGAAUAGUGGUUCCCAAACUGUGGGUUUGAGAAAUGUAACAGAGGCUCGCUGAAUAAACAAUAAUAAAUACAAAUUCAUAAAUAAAAUUUUUAAAGAAAUAUGCAGAUAUUACUUUUCGUAGUAUUUAUUCUGUAAAGUCUUGUUUUAUGUAUUUCUUUAGGGAUGUAUUCGUACUUGUAUUUCAUUUUACAGUAUAAAUUAUUAUGUCACGUGUUGAGCUGUAGACGGAUGUUAGAAAGGAGACGAAUAGAUACGUGAAAGGGACACUGGAAUGAUUACCAAGUUAAUAAUUUGAAAUGGUUUAGAUAUUUUUAUUUUUCAGGUUAAAGUUUGGGGACCACAGAGUGAGAUGUAUUGUUAUAUUGCUGGCUGCAGUGUUGCCUUGCCCUCGUAAGGGCUGACAUUGGUUUAAUUUACUUAAUAUUACUAUGAUUGCUGAAACAUCCGCUACUUUUGUCAAGGUUUGAUGUUGACGAGGCCUCAGGAUUCUAGUGAGAAAGUGAGCGAUCAACUUUUCGCCACCCCCCUCAAAAAAUAAAACGUUCUUCUGUUCGAAAUGGCGUAUCUACAAAAGCAUUGGCAGUAUUUUAAAAUAAUGAGCGACUACUUACAGAUAAUUAUUUGUAAUAAUUAAUUAUUAUGAUGUUAAUUAAUUGUGUAUUAAUCAUUCAGCACAGAAAUGGAAUUUUCACACUGUAGGUAAGUUAGUGUUUUUUAUUAUUAUUAUUAUUAUUAUUAUUAUUUUACAUAUGUAAUUAGACCUCUGUGUUUUCUUAGUUUAGGUGUAAUUUUGUCUAGAAAUUACGUGAAACACGCUUGCAUGGUAUCUUUAAUCCCAGAGAAUUACACAUUUUAAAAGCCAUACAUUUUCAGUUCUCUCAUCCGCUCAGGGAAAUUUGGAAAUUUUGUUUGGAUUUUCAACCUUCGGUAACCAUUACUGGCCUCAUCCAUUUUGGUUACGAUAACCAGUGGUGAGUGGCGGUGGUGGGGGUGGGGGGUUGUUACGAAAAUGUCGGCAAGUAAGUACGUACGUCAUAUGAGACAACUGCGCGCUGCGUUAUCAGAUGAGUUCUCUCGCAUUCCGGACAUGGAAUACCAAUGGACCACUGUUAUUAAGACUUUUUUGUGUGAAAUUUCAGGUUCGGCAGCGAAUACGAAGAUGGCUGUGUUCUGGGAGGUUACGUCUCGUAAUCUUUUUGGGUGAAAAGUGUAUUGGUUUUUUUUAGAUAUCCUUUCUGCCUCCAUCGUCAGGGUGAUAAUUGACGUGGGAGGUAUCUCUGAAAAAUCAGUACACUUUUCACCCAACAGAUUACGAGACGUAACCUCCCAGAAGACAGUCAUGUUAAUUUUUAUUCCUCAUUUAUGUUAACCGUGUUAACCCAGCUAACACGGUUAACAUAUAUACACCCCGCUUUUGAUGAAAACCUUCAUACAUUUGUAAUAGUUCUGUUGGUAAUCCUGUGCUAUCCGAUUUCAAAGCUUUUAAGUUAUCUUAAGCUGUGCUAACAUUGAUGAAGAACGGUUUAAAAUAAAUUGCAGACUCUGUGACCGCUCUCGCCAGGAACUUGUUUAUCCAAAUUCAGGUGAUCCUGUUUCAGAAUCACCAGAUAAAAUUGUUUUGUUCGGAUCUGGAGUAAUUGGAAUUAAAAAUCUAGCUUAUGAAAGCAGUUAUACAUUUUAUUGGAUUUUUUUUUCUUCUAAAAUCGUAGUUUUGGACCGAUUGUCACAAAUUUAUUACAGAAGAAGUUUGUAAUUCAUGAAUAUUUAGUUUUCUGCCAUGAAGCUAAAUACCAUGCAAAAUAAUCAUUCGUGUUUUAUGUCCUUUUCGUAUGCAAUUUUAUUUUUGUUUUGGGUUUUCAUCAGAAUUUUUCCGCUGUGAAAAUAUUUCUGCAUCCUUCAGGAAUUGUACACGAAAUUGAGAUACCAUUUUAA